Molecule: messenger RNA, 2553 nt
Organism: Pipistrellus kuhlii (Kuhl's pipistrelle)
Lineage: Eukaryota; Metazoa; Chordata; Mammalia; Chiroptera; Vespertilionidae
Gene: BCL2L1
Product: BCL2 like 1
Exons: 4
Coding region: 276-965 (229 amino acids)
Biological process (GO): negative regulation of intrinsic apoptotic signaling pathway; extrinsic apoptotic signaling pathway in absence of ligand; intrinsic apoptotic signaling pathway in response to DNA damage
Cellular component (GO): mitochondrial outer membrane
Molecular function (GO): protein homodimerization activity; protein heterodimerization activity
Source: RefSeq, a predicted model, not a curated record
UUCUUUUUUUUUUUUUGAUCGCUGCCCGUGAGGCCGGCUGAGUUACCGGCAUCCCGGCAGCCACCUCCUCCUCCCCGGCCCCAUGGUACAAAAGAUCGUCCGGGGACUGCACCUGCCUGCCUGUAGCCUGGGACGCAUUUGAAUCUCUUUCUCUCCCUUCAGAACCUUAUCUCGGCCCCGGAUCUCAGAAGGCAACCACUAGCCCGAGACCAGACUCGGUGAGUGGAGCAGGUGUUCCGGACAAUGGACUGGUGGAGCCCAUCCCUAUUAUAAAAAUGUCUCAGAGCAACCGGGAACUGGUGGUUGACUUUCUCUCCUACAAGCUCUCCCAGAAGGGAUACAGCUGGAGUCAGUUUAGCGAAGUGGAAGAGAACAGAACUGAGGCCCCAGAGGGGACUGAAGCAGAGGUGGACACCCCCAGCGCCAUCAAUGGCAACCCGUCCUGGCACCCGGUGGACAGCCCUGCGGUGAACGGAGCCACCGGCCACAGCAGCCGCCUGGACGCCCGGGAGGCGAUUCCCAUGGCGGCCGUGAAGCAGGCGCUGCGGGAGGCGGGCGAUGAGUUUGAACUGAGGUACCGGCGGGCGUUCAGUGACCUGACAUCCCAGCUCCACAUCACCCCGGGGACCGCGUAUCAGAGCUUUGAGCAAGUCGUGAACGAACUCUUCCGGGAUGGGGUGAACUGGGGUCGCAUCGUGGCCUUUUUCUCGUUCGGUGGGGCACUGUGCGUGGAGAGUGUGGACAAGGAGAUGCAGGUAUUGGUGAGUCGGAUUGCAACUUGGAUGGCCACUUACCUGAAUGACCACCUAGAGCCUUGGAUCCAGGAGAACGGAGGCUGGGGUGGCCACUGGGAGCCCAGUGAAGAGGCUGGUGCAACUGUCAGGACACUUUUGUGGAACUCUACGGGAACAACGCAGCCGCCGAGAGCCGGAAGGGCCAGGAACGCUUCAACCGCUGGUUCCUGACGGGCAUGACUGUGGCUGGCGUGGUUCUGCUGGGCUCUCUCUUCAGUCGGAAAUGACCAGACACUGACCACCCACUCACCCUCCCACCACACCCGUCCCUCCCCCACCACGUCCCUCCUCUCAGCCACAUGGCCACCAGGAGAACCACUACAUUCAGCUCGCGACCACCUACACAUCACAGGGUGGGGCCUAGAUCUGGUCCCCACAGUUAGUUUUCUAGAAUUUACUAUGCUUCUGUGAGAGCUGCCUUCCCCCACACCUCAGUUCUCCUGGCCUCAACACCCACAAAGUGUCCCCAACACCUGCUCCAUGGAAGCCGGCAGGCGUGUGGGAGCUCAUGGCUGACGGCUGGAAGGGCCCAACCUGAUUGGUGGACCUCCUUACCCCUUGGCCUCCCCUAGAAUGCUUUCCUGCCAGGGAGCUCGGAAGUUUUCUGACCCUUUUUCCUAGAAAGACUAGAUUGCCUUCGUUUUCAUGUUUGUGGCCUCAGAAUUGAUCAUUUCUUAUCCCCCACCCUAUCCUCUAGGACCUGGGCUCCCCUUUUGUUCAUUCCUACCCUCCAGUGGCCGCUUAGGGGCCAGUUCUGACUAAUUAGGGAUUCAGGCUGCUUGGGAUAAAGAAACAAGGACCAGGACCCCCUCCCCAACUCUGGCCUGACCAAAGUCUCCCCCUCCCACCCAGCCCCAGUGUCCUCUGGAGGUGUCUGGCUAGAGGCCAGCCUAACCCAGGAGGAGGGGCUGUAGCUGCAGGAAGCACCCCAUCCCCAAAGCCUGGGUGUCCCUUGCAGUUCAACACCGCCCCAGCUUCCCUUCCCUCCCCCUUCCCUCCCCUGGCUCCCAUGACCGUGACUGAGGGACCAACUGCGCCCAAGACAGGUGCCCCAGAGCUGUUUAUGGCCUCAGCUGCCUCACUUCCUGCAAGGAGAUCAUCCUUGUGGCAUCUUUGCUUUGGAUUGCUGCCCAGGGGGUUCAGGGGCCUCGGCCCAGAGGUGAAGGGGAGCUACAGGCAGUAGCUUUGGAAGCCCUAGGGUCUUCCCUACCUCAGGCAGGCAGGGCAGGAAGGAGAGCCUGUGUGCAGGGUGGGAGUAGGGCUGCCUGGAGGGGCUGGUCCUGCCUGGCCAGAUUUGUGCUCCACCCCCACUCAGCCUAGGCAGCCGGGCUGCCAGGUCAGAGUGGCCUGGCCAGGAGCCCUUCAGGCCUCCCUCUCUCCUCUGCUCUACCCAUAGUCUGUCUCCUCCCUGGGGAUCCUGGCCUAGCAGCCCUGCCCCCACCCCCCAGGCUCUUUGCUGUACAUAUUCGAGACUAGUUUUUAUUCCUUGUGCAGAUGAUAUACUAUUUUUGUUAAGCGUGUCUGUAUUUAUGUGUGAGGAGCUGCUGGCUUGCUGUGCGUGUGCACGUGGAGAGCUGGUGCCCAGAGAUUGAACAGCCUGAUGCUCCCUCCCUGCCCUGGUCCGAGGAAGCCAACCGGGGGUCCUGGCUCCCGAGAGGCACCCAUCCCUUUCCCACCUCCCACCCCCCACUUGUUCCAGCUCUUUGAAAUAGUCUGUGUGAAGGUGAAAGUGGAGUAAUAAACUGUGUUGAUUAUUGAA